CCCCCCCCCCCCCCCGAUGGGCACCGCGCUGUACAGCCUGGACCCCCCGGCAUGCUACCGCCACUGGCCCAUGGAGCCGGCGAACUUCUACGAGCCCCCUAAGCCGGGCGCGGCAGGGGCCGGGGCCGGGGCCGGGGCCGGGGCCGGGGCGGCGUCCUGCAAGCCGGCCCGGGGGCCGGGGCCCGACCAACCCGGCGGCGUCGGCAACCCGUCGGAGCUGAGCUCGGCGGCGGCUCCGGGGGCGGGGGCCGGGGCCAUGUACGACGACGAGAGCGCCAUCGACUUCAGCUCCUACAUCGACUCCAUGGCGGCGGUGCCCAACCUGGAGCUGUGCAACGACGAGCUGUUCGCCGACCUGUUCAACAGCAACCACAAGCCCGAGCGGGGCGGGGGCGACUACGACUACCAGCCGGGGAAGCCCUUCGCGCUGCUGGGCGCCUCCUCCUCCUCGUCGUCCUCCUCGUCGUCGUCGUCCCCGGGGGCGCUCAAAAGGGAGCCCGACUGGAGCGACGGCGACCCGUCGUCGCUGCUGCCGUCGCAGAUCGCCGCCUGCGCGCAGACCAUCAUGAACCUGUCGGCGGCGGGCGGCCAGCCCACGCCGCCCACCUCCCCGGAGCCGUCGAGCGGCCGCAGCAGCAACGGCUCGGGCGGCCUGUCGCCCGGCAACCCGCCCAAGGAGAAGCCGGGUACCACCACCGUCACCACCACCACCACCGGCAAAAAGUCCCUGGACCGGUUCAGCCCCGAGUACCGGCAGCGGCGGGAGCGCAACAACAUCGCCGUCCGCAAGAGCCGCGACAAGGCCAAGAAGCGCAACCAGGAGAUGCAGCAGAAGCUGGUGGAGCUGUCCUCCGAGAACGACAAGCUGCACAAGAAGAUCGACCAGCUCACCCGGGACUUGAACAGCCUCCGGCAGUUUUUCAAACAGCUGCCCGGCUCCUCCUUUGACUGCCGGUAAGGAGGGACACACACACACACACACACACACACACACACACACACACACACAAAGACUUCUAGUCCAACUUAUCGAUACCUCAGAGACUCCUCGGACGACCACCCUGUAGCAGAAAGAGGCCCCGACGGUUGCGGAGGGGCGGGGGGGGGGGGCGGAGGUGGUGCCACGGCCGACUUGCUUUGGAUUUACCCACCUUAGACCUGCGAAAGAGAAGCUAAGACGUUGUUUUCCCUUUUAAAUUAUUUUUGUAACGGUAGUCGUCAUCCUCUCGUCGUGGUUUUUUUUGGUUUUUCAGGCCUAUCGAUGCAGCUACGGUACCUUUGUAAAAAAAAAAAAAAUGAUCGAAAAAUGUAGAUAAGAGACUGAGCAUGCUCGACUUUUUUUUUUUUAUUAAUUUUUACAGUAUUUCCCAGAAUAAAAAAAAAAUUUGUUUUCGAU
Tachyglossus aculeatus (Australian echidna) is the source of this 1396-nucleotide messenger RNA. It is a transcript of the gene CEBPD, whose product is annotated as CCAAT enhancer binding protein delta. NCBI's taxonomy places the organism in Eukaryota, Metazoa, Chordata, Mammalia, Monotremata, Tachyglossidae. The record is from RefSeq and is a predicted model, not a curated record. The transcript has a single exon. Gene Ontology annotation, biological process: regulation of cell differentiation; DNA-templated transcription; regulation of transcription by RNA polymerase II. Gene Ontology annotation, molecular function: RNA polymerase II cis-regulatory region sequence-specific DNA binding; DNA-binding transcription factor activity, RNA polymerase II-specific. The coding region runs from base 17 to 958 and encodes 313 amino acids.